Pomacea canaliculata is the source of this 2074-nucleotide messenger RNA. RefSeq names its product SNW domain-containing protein 1-like. The record is from RefSeq and is a predicted model, not a curated record. Gene Ontology annotation, biological process: mRNA splicing, via spliceosome. NCBI's taxonomy places the organism in Eukaryota, Metazoa, Mollusca, Gastropoda, Architaenioglossa, Ampullariidae. Gene Ontology annotation, cellular component: spliceosomal complex. The transcript has 13 exons.
CCUGUCAGGCUGUUACCACAGUUCAUGCGGAGACAUAGCAAACGGAAGCCAUCUUUGAACGAGAGAAUCUUGAUGCAAUACAUUCGCAUAACUUUACAAUGGUGUCAUUAUCAAGCAUCCUACCGGCACCUACGCAGCGGAUAUUUGACAGAGAUGAAGAAGAAAAGUCAAUCAGAGCACAGAUGCAGGUUGCAUCAGUAAGCAGUCAUCGAACUGCUCCUCCAUAUGGUCAUCGUAAAGGAUGGGUGCCAAGAACACAGGAUGACUUUGGCGAUGGAGGAGCAUUCCCAGAGAUUGGUAUCGCACAGUAUCCUCUGGCUAUGGGUCUGAAGAAAAGCACGUCUAAUGCCCUGGCUGUCUCUCUGGAUGCUACUGGAAAGAUCAAGUAUGAUGCCAUAGCAAGGCAGGGACAUGGGAAAGAUAAGGUGAUACAUUCGCGUCCUCAAGAUUUGCUCCCAAAACCCAUCGAGGAUGAUGACCCCGAGCUUCAGAAACCUGAUGAUGAACAGGUUAUGGAAAACACAGAGAAGACUCGCAUGGCACUUGAAAAACUUGUGUCUGGAAAAAUUUCUGCAGCAAUGCCUGUGAGGCAUGCAGAGAAACAGGCACCAGCUCAAUACAUUAGGUAUACUCCUUCACAGCAGGGAGUGGCUUUCAACUCGGGAGCAAAACAGAGAAUUAUCCGCAUGGUUGAUGUCCAGAGAGACCCCAUGGAACCUCCCAAAUUUAAGUAAAGUAAACAAGAAAUACCACGAGGACCACCAUCACCUCCUGCCCCAGUCUUGCACUCACCUAACAGAAAGGUGACAGUGAAAGAGCAGCAAGAGUGGAAGAUUCCACCAUGCAUUUCAAAUUGGAAGAACAACAGAGGUUACACCAUUCCCUUGGACAAGCGGUUGGCUGCCGAUGGCCGGGGACUUCAAAAUGUACACAUCAAUGAAAACUUUGCUAAGCUGGCAGAAGCCCUCUACAUAGCGGAUAGAAAGGCACGUGAAGCUGUUGAGAUUCGUGCUCAAAUUGAGAAAAAAAUGGCGCAGAAGGAGAAAGAGAAGAGGGAGGAGGGCUUGAGGCUGCUAGCUCAGAAAGCAAGGGAUGAACGUGCUGGCAUCCGCCGAGCUGAAGAGCGAGAUGAAGAAGCAGCUGAGAGGGAUGAAUUGCGGCGUGAACGUGCUAAGGAUAGACAACAUCAGCGCAACCUUGCCAGAGCUGCUCCAGACAAGAGAACCAAGGUGAUGAAAGCCCGAGACAGGGACAUCAGUGAAAAAAUUGCGUUGGGUUUGCCCAACGCUGGUGCUUCUUCUCAGGAAACACAGUUUGACCAGCGACUCUUCAACCAGACCAAGGGUAUGGACAGUGGGUUUGGAGAUGAUGAAGCUUAUAAUGUUUAUGACAAACCUUGGCGGGAAGAGAAUUCUGUGGCAAACAACAUAUAUCGACCAUCCAAAAAGUUGGACAAUGACCUGUAUAGUGACGACUUAGACACUUUGAUGAAAACUAAAAGGUUUGUGCCUGACAAAGAAUUUGAAGGAACAGACCGCAAGAGACGGCGAGAUGGUCCCGUUGAGUUCCUUCGGGAUAUUGAGGAGGACGUUUUUGGAUUGAAUAAGUUCUUCAAGGACGCUAAAGAAGGUCAAAAGCGUCCAGCAGAGGAGUCUGGGCGUUCUGGGAGAGAGUAUGACGGGAAGAGCAGUAAAAAGAGACGGGAGUGAGAUCUUGGGAAAGACAGUUCUUUCAGCAUGAAGUUUUCGUCUUAUAAGCCAGGCUGGGACAUAAAUGUGCUGCAUGGGCAAGAAAUAUUCAGGGGCAAAAUGGGGUGUUGUGCUAUAAGCGGUCAUCAGAUUCAUCCAGCAUGUUUAUGUUGAAGCUGUUUGGACUUGUUUCCAUCUUGUUUUUAAUACAUUUUGAGGAUAUCAUGAUUUCACAGAUUCAGUUUUUUCUGGUCAUGCAUUGACAAAAUGGAAGGUUUGGCAGUCCAGCUCCGUGUGCAUACCUCUGUGUUUGGUGCAUGAUUAAAAGUACAGUAGCUUACUACUGAUGUAAUAUCAGACUGCUCAUUAAAAUCAGUGUUGUCAAU